AUGCACAGCGGAUACACCGGUGUAUCUAACCCCGAGCUCUUUCGGACGCUCGGCCUCCCGCCCUACUCGCCGCUCAGUCUGGACGCCAUCCGCGACACCGGCAAGCAACCGCCGUACACCCUCUCCGUCCUCUGCCAGCUCGCGAUCCUCGGCAGCCCCACCCAGCGGCUGCUCGUCCAGGACAUCUUCAACGCGCUCAUGCACAAGUUCACAUACUACCGCAACCUCCAAGACGCCGGGGUCUGGAAGAACUCUGUCCGGAGCGUGCUCACCAACGAGCGGUGCUUCGUCCAAGUCUCACGGAGCCAGGCCGAGCCCGGGCGGGGCGACUACUGGACCCUCAGCUACCUGAACGGCCCGCGGCGCCCGUGA
Molecule: messenger RNA, 372 nt
Organism: Epithele typhae
Lineage: Eukaryota; Fungi; Basidiomycota; Agaricomycetes; Polyporales; Epitheliaceae
Exons: 4
Coding region: 1-372 (123 amino acids)
Biological process (GO): regulation of transcription by RNA polymerase II
Molecular function (GO): DNA-binding transcription factor activity, RNA polymerase II-specific; RNA polymerase II cis-regulatory region sequence-specific DNA binding
Source: RefSeq, a predicted model, not a curated record